GGAAAUUCAAAGAAAAAUCUUCAAACCACAGAAAAUUGAAAGAGUCGGAGCGUCUUUCUUCAACGCGCUUCAUUUCAAAUGCCAAAUGGAUUUUCCUCCUGAAUUUCGAUUUGGGUCUUCGCAGAUCUCCCAAUCAGUUUCAAAUUAGGCUUCCGGGUCGUGUUUGGAUUGCCAUUUCUUUGUAACAAGAUCGAAUCAAAUGCGACUUUUUCUUUUCUUAGUCUUUCGCUGGUUUCUGCUGAAUUCGAAUCUACUCUGCUAGGUUUUUUUUUUUUUUUUUUUGGUCUCUCAGGGAUUCUGAAUUAGUAUUGGUGCAUUUGUUUUCUCCGAGAAAUUCUUCAGGAUUUGGAUUUUGGAUGCAGUCUUUGGAUUUGGGUUUUUGGUAGUUUACUGAAUUAAGAUUUCAGAGAAGCUAUAUUCGUGGAUUCUUGUACUAUGGAGGUUGUUGAGUUAGCAGUACUGGACACAGUCUGGAAUUGGACUGGGAUUUUCAUGAUCUUCGAAUAAGAUUUCGGUGUACUGAAAUUCGAGUUCCAGUUUCGGUUUAGGACUUUUGUCUUUGGUUAUACUGAUUUUGGAUUCUUGUAGAAUCGACUUUGAACUUUCGGUGGAAAUUCGUGUGUGGAUUUUGAAAUUUGUGUGGUUUUUUUAGUCCGUUUCUUUGCAGAUUUCAUUAAAUCGAGGUUUUAGGCUGUUUGAAGAUUUUGUUCGGAAGCUCGAAUUCAGUCGAUUUCUGGUAUCUGUAAGUAAUGGAUAGGUCGAAAUUAGCUGCGUUAGGUGAGCGGUUGAAGAUUGGUGGUGCUCAAAUGAGUCGAACUAUAAGUGGAAAAAUGAAAGAGAUUCUGCAGGUCCAGACACGAGAGGCGAAGAUGGUCGACGAAGCUACAUCGGAAUUCUUGGAAGAACCCAACUGGGGUUUGAACUUGAGGAUCUGUGCUUUGCUUAACGGCGGUGAAUUGAGCGGACCGGAAGUAUUGCAUUCUAUCAUGAAGAAGUUUGUUAGUAAGAGCAUGGUGUGCCAGCGGAUGAGCCUUGAUCUGUUGGAGGCUUGUGCUACAAAUUGCAAUAAGGUCUACUCAGAAAUUGCUUCUGAAAAGGUCUUGGAUGAGAUGGUGAGGAUGAUUGAUAAUCCGCAGACGCAUUUCAGUAACAAGGAGAGAGCUCUGCAGCUGAUUCGAACAUGGGGCGAGUCGGAUGAGCUUAUGUAUCUGCCUGCGUUUCGCCAAACUCAUAUGAGCUUGAAGGCAAGAGAGACACCAUUUGUCACGCAACGUGAUCUUAAUAUGGAAACCAUCAUUAUUCCAAAGGAAUCCAACAUUGAUCGACAGACGGCACUACUACCUGAAAGUUAUGCGUAUCAUGGCAUCACCCUUCCAGUGGAAGAGAAGAAAGAAAUCCUCGUCGUCACUCGAAAUAGUGUUGAACUUCUCUCUUCCAUGUUGAACUCUGAUGGACAGCAGAAAUCCGUGAAGGAUGAUCUAAUGUUAAGCAUAAUGGAGAAAUGCAAGCAGUCACAGCCCAUCAUACAAAAGAUCAUAGAAAGCACGAGCGACGAUGAGGGUUUGCUCUUUGAUGCUUUAAGUCUCCAUGAUGAGCUCCAACAGGUCCUUUCCAAGUACAAAGAGGCUGAAGCUGGUGUUCCAAUGCCAGAUGGGCAAACACUAGAAGGUUCUGUCCUGCCUGGCGGUCACCACGAUCAUGUUGUGACGGAAGAAGCCAAAAUGGCAAGUUCCUCUACAUAGGACAGCAAUCGAUGCAGCAUUUUAUAGUAAAAACAAGGGAUGUCCAAUAUGUUUCAACUAUGUUUGGUUGCUGAGGAAUUUAGUCUUCUGUAGAUUUUUGAAUGAUAUUUUCAGGUAUAGAACUCUCUUAUAUCAA
Molecule: messenger RNA, 1878 nt
Organism: Magnolia sinica
Lineage: Eukaryota; Viridiplantae; Streptophyta; Magnoliopsida; Magnoliales; Magnoliaceae
Product: TOM1-like protein 2
Exons: 3
Coding region: 750-1742 (330 amino acids)
Biological process (GO): protein transport to vacuole involved in ubiquitin-dependent protein catabolic process via the multivesicular body sorting pathway
Molecular function (GO): phosphatidylinositol binding; ubiquitin binding
Source: RefSeq, a predicted model, not a curated record